AUGGUAGAAGAUUCUAAACCCAAGACAUACACUUAAAAAUAGUAGAAAUCAAAGCAGAAAUAAAGAUUGCAAUAGAAAAUUCAAAGCAAUGAUUCUGAUGAUGAAUUUCUGAACUAAAUGAUACUUAAGAAUUAAGAAAAUCAAAAGCUUUAAGAGAUCCAGGAAUAGAAAGAAAAAGAAUAAUUACAAAUCAAAUAAUCCAAAGGACCUGCCUACGACUUUGACUAUCCCUUAAUAUACUCUACUUUUGUUGACAAUUCCCACCUUAGAAAUUUAAAUAAUUGGUAAGAAAAGGAGAUCAAAUUAUAAACAUAACCACCAACCAUACCAAUUUCUUAGUAAUUUAAGGAUUAAAAAUACCCAGUAUCCCACGAGAUUCCAUACUUAGGGGAGAAGUCUACAAGAAUCAGCUCAGAUGAAAUGAGAGAGAAAGAUCAAAUUCAUGAGAAAUAAUUAAAAGCUUUACGUAAAGCUGCUGAGUGUCAUAAGUAAGUAAGAUAAUAUACCUAAUAAAAAUUAUUAAAACCAGGAAUGAAAUUAAUUGAUAUAUGUGAACAAUUGGAAGACAUGAAUAGAUAUCUUAUUGAAGCCAACGGAAUAGAAGCUGGUGUUGCAUUUCCAACAGGAUGUUCUUUAAAUUUCUGUGCUGCACAUUGGACACCACUAAUCCAGUGUGAUAAUACAGUGUUGGAUUACAAUGAUGUUUGUAAAUUGGAUUUCGGAACAUAAGUUGAUGGAUGGAUUAUCGAUUCUGCCUUUACGGUAGCAUUCAAUCCUCGUUAUGAUAAAUUAUUAGAAGCCUCAAAGGAUGCCACAUACACUGGAAUCAAAACUGCAGGAAUAGAUGUAAGAUUAGGCGAUGUUGGUGCAGCCAUCCAAGAAGUCAUGGAAAGCUAUGAAGUUGAAUUAGAUGGGAAAACCUAUAAAGUCAAAUCUGUCAAAAACUUAUGUGGACAUCAAAUUUGCUAGUACAAAAUACAUGGAGGGAAAAGUGUUCCCAAUGUUAAAAGCAACGAUAACACGUUAAUGAAGGAAGGGGAACUUUAUGCCAUUGAAACCUUUGCAUCCACUGGAAAAGGAGUUGUUUAUGAUGACUUAGAGUGUUCCCAUUAUAUGAAGGACUUCUAUUGUAAACAACCUGUUGUCAAAAAUCCAAAAGCGAAGGCAUUAUUGAAUCAUAUCAAUCAAAAAUAUGACACAAUUGCCUUCUGUAAAAGAUAUUUAGAACGUGAUAAACAGUCUAACUAUCUUUUAGCCCUUAAAAAUUUGUGCGAUCUUGGAAUCAUCAACGCUUUGCCGCCACUCUGUGAUCUUAGAGGUUCAUAUGUUGCCCAAUAUGAACAUACCUUAUUUUUGAAGCCCAGUUGCAUCGAAAUACUGUCCAAAGGAGAUGAUUACUGAAAAGAUCAGGAAUUAUGAAAAAUAUACAUAAAAGAACAUACAUAAAAUAUAUAUAAUUAACAUA
Paramecium tetraurelia is the source of this 1465-nucleotide messenger RNA. RefSeq lists its product as uncharacterized. Gene Ontology annotation, biological process: proteolysis. The record is from RefSeq and is a predicted model, not a curated record. Lineage: Eukaryota; Ciliophora; Oligohymenophorea; Peniculida; Parameciidae. Gene Ontology annotation, molecular function: metalloaminopeptidase activity. The transcript is spliced from 3 exons.